Vicia faba (fava bean) is the source of this 588-nucleotide messenger RNA. The record is from the annotation of a GenBank genome assembly. Lineage: Eukaryota; Viridiplantae; Streptophyta; Magnoliopsida; Fabales; Fabaceae.
AUGGGCUUAGCCAAUGCUCCAACAAGAUUGGCUCUUAAAGCUAUACUCUCUAAAUAUACAUCUGACUUCUGUUUUCUCGCUGAACCUUGGAUGAGGUUCCAAAAUUUUCUAGACACUAUUGGCAUCUCUAGAAGCUGUUUUUCUUUCUUAUACUUUGGAGUCCUCAUCUUCAAGGAUAAACCUAAGGCCAGGUCUCUCAUUUGUUUAAAUGAAGCAUUGAAUCUUAAGUUAUGUUGGGACUUGAACACUUCUUUGGAGGACUGGGAUAAUUUGCAUAGAGAGAGGACUAUUUGGCCAACCAGUUUCAUCAAACAUCAUAUUCCAUCUUCAAUAUGGAAAGGUAUUAAACCUGGCCUAAACACUAUCAAUAGCCAAUCCAUUUGGAUUCUUGGGGGUGGAAAAAGCAUCAAUUUCUGGGGAGAUUCUUGGUGCGGAAGCCUUCUGGUUUCUGAAUUGGAUUCAAAUUCCCUCCCUCCUAAUUUCAAUCUCAACGCCAAGGUUUGUGAUUUCUGCAACUCCAAUUCAUGGAAUAUUACAGUGGCCUGGCAUAAUUUCUUCCCCUUCUUGAAGAUAUACUUCCUUCUAUAG